This is a messenger RNA of Cloeon dipterum, 396 nucleotides long. Its product is annotated as salivary glue protein Sgs-3-like. The record is from RefSeq and is a predicted model, not a curated record. Bases 1 to 396 code for a protein of 131 amino acids. NCBI's taxonomy places the organism in Eukaryota, Metazoa, Arthropoda, Insecta, Ephemeroptera, Baetidae. The transcript has a single exon.
AUGCGGCUGCUACUGCCUCUGUUCGCUGUAGUUCUGCUCUCCAGCCUGUGCCAUUGUGAUAAUGACAGUAAUGAUGCCAACGAUAGUGUCGAGGAUGACAAAAAAUCAACCAAUAAGUAUAAAAGUACACCUUCCAAAGCGACAACCCAGGCAAAACCGACAAAAGUAACCGUGGAUGACAAGAAAGGAAAGGAAACUAAGACUGAAAAAACCAAAAAGCCUACCAGCCCUAAAACAACCAAGUCUACAACUUUGAAGCCUACCAAGACGACGUCCACGAAAAAACCAGUUACUACAAAAAAGAAUGGAAAAACGGAGAAGACCAAGACUCCAAUUCCAACCACCAGAACUACCACAACCACCACCACCACUACCCCAACUACGUCCACACCAUAA